This is a messenger RNA of Elgaria multicarinata webbii, 1413 nucleotides long. Its product is annotated as zinc finger protein 862-like. The record is from RefSeq and is a predicted model, not a curated record. The coding region runs from base 55 to 1413 and encodes 452 amino acids. Gene Ontology annotation, biological process: regulation of DNA-templated transcription. The transcript is spliced from 7 exons. Lineage: Eukaryota; Metazoa; Chordata; Lepidosauria; Squamata; Anguidae.
ACAGGCUCUGAAAGGUGGCCCGUGUCUCAAUCAGGGUCAAUACACCUUCCUUGGAUGAGGGAUAUUGAUCCAGUCGAGUCUGCCAAGGGGCUGGUGACCUUUGAGGAUGUGGCUGUGUAUUUCACAAAGGGCCAGUGGGAUCUGCUGGAUCCAGAGCAAAAAGCCUUGUAUAAGAUGGUCAUGAAGGAGAAUUAUGAGAACGUGGCCUCCUUGGUAGGCUUUCCAGUGGCUAAACCAGCACUGAUCUUCUGGCUCGAUCAAGGAGCAGAGCCUUGGGUUCAAGAUCUAGGAGAAAAAACGAUCAAAGCAGGUGACAAGAAGACAGUGAAGAAAAAAGCCACUUGCCUGCUGUGUGGGAAGACGGUCUCUUCCAAAUAUGCUCUUAUUGGACACAUGAGGACCCACACAGGGGAGAAACCUUACGAGUGCGCGGAGUGCAGGCGAAGAUUUGCGCUGAGGAAGAAUCUCACCUUGCAUCAGAAAACCCACCUGAAUGACGAAGCGCCAGGAGUUGCAUCACCUCAGCCAAGCGACCUUGGAGGGAUAAUCAAGGUUGAAAUGGUGGAAGACCCAGAUGAACGAGAUCUGAUGGACGACUUCGCUCUUUCCCUGUAUCCCCCAAUAGAAGCAUGGUCUCCAAACCUACAUCAAGAUGGCUGUGGAAGGGAACCAGGUGCAGCAGGGACACUAAAAAAGACUUUGGGCCCGCGAUCAAUUCAGAAGUCGUGGUUUUCCCAGUUUCCGUGGCUGGAGGCGGACAAAGGGCAGACCACUCUGUACUGCGUGGUCUGCAAGGAAAAGCCGCCCACUCAUGGUCCCGUGUCCAAGCUCGUAACAGGAUACACUGGACCAUUCAAAGUGGAGACUCUCAAACACCACGACAAGAGCAACGCCCAUAACCUUUGCGUCCGUGCAUUGACAGCUAAGGAAGACCCCGACAGUGCCCCAGCGGCCGAGCGCAUGACAAAGAUGUCCAGCUACGUGCUGAAAAAUAUGGAGCACCUUUUCAGCGCAGCUUAUGACAUUGCGUACCAUUCAAAGCCGUUGAAUGAUUAUGAAAAGGCAUUGGAUCUCUUGCAAGUCAUGGGAGCCCCUAUCAUCCCCAGGUACAGGAAUAGAGUGGCGUGCACUCUUUUCAUCAAGUGCAUUGCGGACACGCUGAGGAAGGAAAUACUCAGUGACAUACGCCAGUCCCCCUGCAUAUGCAUUCUGCUGGAUGGCUUCAUGGAUUCCUCAGAUCAGUCGUGCGUCGCAAUUUACAUCAGGUAUAUAAAAGCAUCGGAAGUGAAGGAAUCCUACAUCUGCUUGGCAUCGCUGCCCAGCGAAAUAGCCGACGCCUGUUUCACCGCGACCAUUUCAGCCUUGGAUGAACUGCAAAUCCCAUUUCGGAAGCCGGGGUGGGUGGGACGUUGA